CGAUAGCGAGCGAACAUGCGACGUAGAGCGGGAGGAAGUGUUGCAGGGGCCGAAGAGGAUAAGACCGAGGAUUCGUCGUACGGUGGUAGCGCGGCGCGUGACAUUAAAGAUCGUCGAGAAAUUCUUACGUCUCGUUUUGAUAAAAAAGAAAAGGCUAAUUGGAAAAUGUAGGCACGCAUCACGGGCAUCAGAGUGCGUGCCCGUUUAUAAGCACGACGAAUCGAUCGGAAAAAAACGUCGUUGAACACUUACACAUCGUCCUCGUCAUCCUCGUUUUUCGUCAUCCUCGUUAUCUCCACGUCCUUGUCCUUUUCUAUUUUUCAUCUUCUCUUCCUUCUUGUUGUCAUCGAAACAACGCAUUUACGAUCUUCCUUACUAAUUCUUCUCUUUUUCUUUGGUAGUGUUAUUUGUUUUCUUUUUUUCAAUUUUCUUCUAUUCUUCCUUUUCUUGCUUUUCUAUCUAUAUAUCCCCCGUCAAUCUAUUUGUCUAUCUAUCUAUCUAUCUAUCUAUCUUCUAACCUCCCCGUCGUCCGUCAACGACGACACGGCCUACGUUCGAUAUCCGAAAGAGAUGGCCAGCUCACCGAGCAGCAUUGAAAAUCAGAUAGACAGUUUCCUGGAACAGUUCAAGCGUAGUGCGUCUCGCGCCAUGGAGGAGUCCCACAGGUCCGCUUAUAGCAAUGCCUGCGGAAGUAGUAGCAUCAGCCGUAGCAGGAGCGGUAAUCUGGACCUCGAACUUCUAGAGGCUGAAGAUGUUGAGAGUAUGACUGGCGAAAUAGAGAAUGGGGAUCUUGCAGUUCGUGAUGUCGCAGACCUUCUUCAACCACAAUAUGCUAUAAUUGCUGGUGGCAAAACAAGAGAAGGAUGUCCGAUAAUUACCUUUCCUGAUAAUUGUAGCUUCCAUAAUUUGACUGAUUUGGAUUAUCAGCGUCUUAUGCUAUAUCUCACUUCAGUGCCAACUUUACAAGAAGCCGAUCUUGGAUUCCAUUUAAUUAUCGAUAGAAGAAAUGAUAAAUGGAAUUCAGUCAAAACAGUCCUGUUGAAAAUUUCUGGAUUUUUUCCUGGAUUGGUACAUGUAGCAUAUGUUUUGCGACCAGCUGGUUUUUUACAAAAAGCUAUAUCAGAAGUGUCAAAUAAAUUGUUCAGAGAAGACUUUAAAUUUCGAGUUAUAUUUUUAGCAAAUGUUGCCGAACUCUAUGAGUUUGUAGAUAAAGAUCAACUUACCGAACAACUAGGUGGGAAUUUAUCAUACUGUCAUCACACUUGGAUACAAAAUAGAAUUAGUUUAGAAAAAUUCUCAUCAAUGACGCAAGAUGUAUCACUUGCAUUGGAUUCUUUUACUCGGCGUUUAUCAGAAAUAGAAUUUCCCAAUAAUACGAUUGCUACAACAACUUUAUUAUCUCAACAGCAAGCGGAAUAUAAUGAAUUAAAAGAAGAAAUUCUUAGUGCUGCUAGACACGGGGAGGCUCUUUUAGAUAGUGUACGACAAUUAACUGGCAAAGGUACACCGGAUAGAUUAGGAAAUGUUGCAGCAGUAGAAAGAUUACUUGUGCAACUGGAAGAAACCGAACGUACAUUUGACAUAUUUUGGUCACAUCACAGUUCACGUUUGAGACACUGUCUAGCCUUGAGACAGUUCGAACAAGACUUCAGAGAGCUGCAAACCACAUUAGAUCAACAUUUAAAAACUGUCGAAGAAAUGACAGAAGUUGGAGAGACUCAAGCAAGAGUUGAACAAUUGCUUUGUGAUACAUCAGCAUUUCAAAGAAUAUGCAGGGGAGACAUAGAUCGUGCUGAGGAAGUGAUAUCUGCAGGUCAACAGCUGUUAUCUGGAAGACAUCAGUGUCCUGCAGAUGUUGUAGAACCUAAAUGCGUAGAGCUUCAGAGGAUUUGUACUAUCCUUAGUCAACGAUUAGAAAGGCGAUUGCAUAUGUUAACAAAAUGCAGAGAACUCAUGGAGCGUAUAGAUAAGGCUAAUACUUGGUGUACACGUGGAAUAGAAUUGCUUGCAUCACAAAAUAGCACAACACCUCCAGACCAAGCUCUUCAAGAACUGCAACAAUUGAUAGAAGCUGCAGAAGAAUUUCAUCAUCCUAGAUGUAUUUUCCAAGAUUCUGUCAUGCCAGAAACUAAAGCACUCAUUACUCAGGUUUUACAAAGAAUAGAAGAUGUAUCUUUGAUGUGCGAUAAAAGAAUUAUGGCACUCAAGCAACAAUUAAUUAAACCAACAAGACCAGUUCAAACCGUAACACCAGAACCAGUAAAGCCAUUACAACCACUGCCUCAAAUAGUAAAACCUGGUAGAAUCUUGAAGAAAGCCAAUACGAUGCCAAAAAUGGAAAUGAGUCCUAUAGAAGGAGAAUCUUCAUCGCCAGAAAGUGAACCACGAGAUAUAGAAGCUUUGCGUUUAAAACGCGGUCAUGUUUUAGCAGAACUUGUUGAUACAGAGCGGAUUUAUGUUGCCGAAUUAGGCUCGAUUAUUAAAGGUUACAAAAUAGAGCUAACGAAUGAAGCAAUGGCUCAUCUAAUACCAGCAGCACUAGUUGGCAAAGCUGAUGUACUAUUUGGAAACUUAGAGGAAAUUUACAUUUUUCAUGGAGAGACAUUUCUAAGGGAUUUGGAAAACUGUAUUUCAAAUACUGAGCUUGUUGCUCUUUGUUUUGUUCAAAGGAGAGAGAUAUUCUUCAGGCUGUAUAGUUAUUACUGUCAAAAUAUUCCAAGGUCAGAAAGAUUACGCGAGCAGAUACAGAAUGAACCACAAUUUUUAGCGACGUGUCAGCAAAGACUUGGUCACAAACUCCCACUUGCAGCUUAUCUUUUAAAACCUGUUCAAAGAAUUACAAAGUAUCAACUAUUAUUGAAAGAUUUGUUAAAGUAUAGCGAUGAACCAUCGUGUUGCACAGAAUUGCAGGAAGCUAUAGAUUGUAUGCUGGUUGUAUUAAAAUGUGUUAACGAUAGCAUGCAUCAAACCGCUAUCACCGGUUUUGGUGGCGAUUUAAGUGCACAGGGUGAACUUUUAUUGCAAGGUUCAUUUAGUGUUUGGAGCAGCAGUAAACGUGAACUUAAUCUUUUAAGAUUAAAACCUUCACAACGACAUAUUUUCCUAUAUGAAAAAGCGCUUAUAUUUUGUAAGCAUAGCAAGCCUCAAGCACACAAUAAAGCUACGUAUCAUUUCAAAAGAUACUUGAAGAUGUCUCAGAUUGGUUUAACAGAGUCUGUAAAAGGUGAUGCAAGAAGAUUUGAAAUUUGGCUCCAAGGUAGAGCUGAAGUUCAUACGAUACAAGCACCUAGUAUAGACGUCAAACAAUCUUGGGUAAAACAAAUCAAAGGUGUUUUGAUGUCUCAAUUAGCUGAACUUAAAGGGAAACAAAACUCGGCGCUUGGAAAAUCUAAUCACAAACCUUUACGUCAAACAAUUUCCUGGGAAGCUCAAAAUAGCGUUUCUGGAUCUUUACGUACACUUUCAGUGGAUGGCAAUAGCGUUAUAUCACAUAUAACAGAUGUGUCUCAGUCAACGGAAGACGACGUUGCUUGGAGUUCAGAAAAUAGUAAUACUGACGAUGAAGAUGCCUUUGGUGACAGUCCUGGUCCAGCACCUGGUGGAAGAUACGUAGCAUUAGCAGAUUAUUGCGCUGUUGGGCAAUCUGAAGUCACUAUGCAUGAAGGUGACAAUUUAGAACUUCUGAAAGUUGGUUGCGCAGGUUGGUGGUUUGUUAAACUCAUAGGGACAGGUGUUGAAGGAUGGGCACCCGCCGCUUAUCUGGAACCGAUGAAUCGGAAAACAUCACGCAGUUCUCAAUCAGUGAAUAGUCAAGAGACUAUAUGAAAUAGGCGAUUAACACAUUAGGUUGACUAAUGUGUUACUCUUAAUCCAUUACACUGUUGAGAAAUAUCAGUUGUUGAUAUUUACUGUUAAAGACGGUAUUUUGAAACUUUUUUCAAGAGGAAUAUACAAAGAAGACACAAUGAAAUUCUCUUCUAUAGAUUUCAGCUAACGGUUUGUAUAUGGACUUACACUUUUCUGGUAAGAUAUUGUGACAUGCAUUUGGAUAACAUUUUACUUCAUUUUUUAAACAUGUCCAAUAUCCGACAUGGAAUGAUAUAUUAAGACGAGGAAGAUUUGUUGGAUUUUAAUUAUUGAGAGACGAGGAGAUAAUUUAUUAUAUACUGGAUAAUGUAAGAAUGUAUGAGAGAUAUGAAUUUGAUAAUUGCAUUGCAUUAAACCAUUUGCAAUGUUUCUUGAAUAAAUAGCGCUUACAUUAACACAGAAAUGUACCUACUAUUGGAUAUAUCUAUCUGAAGUUAGAGAAAGACAUUGUAUUGUACAAAAAAUUGCUCGGUGAUGAAUUCCCAAAAAUAUGUGCACGCACACAUGUAUAUUUAGAAUUAAACAAUCGCGUUUGUAUAAUAAGGAAUAUGCAGAUUUUAAGUCUGUAUUACAUAUUAUAAAGCAAAGGAAUAAGGAGGUGAAGCUACUGAUUUAUAUGAAUACCAUCCUUGCAGUGUUAUUCGAUAAUAUUUUAACAAACGCAAACCACAUAAAGUUUGCAGAUAGUAGUCUUAACAUGUGACCUGUACAAUUAGUUAUAUCGGUUAUAUGCAAAUAUUCCAAAGUUACUACCAUUAUAUAGAGUAUUAUUGUUUAAUAUAUCAUUCAUAUGAAUGUGCGAAUAUCAUUUUCUUUGAUAUAAAAAAAAAGUGCAUGUAACUGCAUAAAUGCAAUAUAUUUUCCUUGUACGCUUUUUCACGAUAUUCAUCAAGGUUACGAAUUUGUACCUUUAGAAUAGAAUUAUUAUCUAGUUUCUUUCCAUAUAAGCAAUAUAGUACAAUUUAGAUUAGAUAUUUUUUAAGUAUUAUUAUACGAUAUAUAUGAUAGAAUAUUUGCAUACUAUCGGAAAAUGGUCACUUUGCCUUGAGAGGUGAAAUGUGUGAUACAUACAAUGUUAGUUUUCAUGCUUCUGUGAUUAAUUAUUUUACACACAUGCAGAAGUAUUUAGUUAUAAUAUAUUGCCAUUUUUAGGAUAUCACAUAAUAUUGUUAAUGAGUCAUUGCGACCAAAUAACUGAACAUUUUCAACAAUCAUGAAUAAAAAUUUGGCUAAUAAAAAUGUUAAAUUAAUACGCAAAGUGAAAUGAUUGUGAGAUGUACACAAUUCUUCUAGAUGAUAAAAUGUUAACACCAAGUAUCAUGCAAUAUUAAAAGAAAAAAAAACACAAAAAACAAAAAACACAAAAAAAUUGAGUACGAUAAUAUAUCUAAUAUUAAAGAUACAUAAUAUUUUAGGAAUCAAACAGACAGUCUCAGUUUUAGCAAAAUGCGUAAUCCACAAACAAAUUCAUAAUAAUAACAUAUGUGUACAUAUAAUUUGUACUCAGAGUUUGUAUGGACAUAGAUAACACAACUUAACUUAAAAAGCGUCUAUCUGCUUUCUUUUACUAAGUACUAUGCAGGAACUAUGUGCAUUAAAUCAACGGUAUUAUCUAUAAAAAAAAUUAUUACUUGAUAAGUUUUAUUUAAAUUACAUUUUUCACACUAAAUACAGGGUUCCAAUGUAAUUAUUAGACACAUAUAUUUAUUAGAUAUGAAUUAUUUAUUUUUGCAAUCUACCACAAGUAGAAAAGCAAAAUAUAGAAAAUAUAAAAUUUAUGUAAUUUAUAUAGUUUUACGAUUAUUAUCUAUUAUAUUUGUUGUUUACUAUGUCAAAGAGUUCAAACGCAAUAGAAAUUUGUAGUUUAUAUAUUUUUAUCCAUUUUCACGCCGUCCUCAUAAUAAUUCUAAAAUUUUGGUCAGAUAAACUAAAUCUAUUUAAUUAUAUAUUAUUCAUGUUUUUAUUAGAUUUUCUUUAAAAGUACUAAAAUAAGUGAUUAUAUUUGAAUAAAACAUGAUAUUAUCCAAGUCUAUGUUUACAUACCAGAAAAAUUUUAAAUACCGAGUAAUGUAAGCUCGACGAUUUAGCAGAUUUUAUUUAUAAUAGGUAACAACAAGUUUACCUGCAUAAUACAGCUUUACACGAAAAGAGGUUUUAUAUGUUUGUGCUGUUCAAAAAAUAAUUUUAAUUCUAGCAACUAAGUAUGUUCAUAUAAUCUUUGCAAAAUAUGAUCUUUUAUUUAUACUUUAGUUAGAAAACAAGGUGAAAUAUCCAUAAGUAGAAAAAGUGAUUUAAUCAUUAAAAAAGAUUUUGUAGCAACUAUACAUAUAUAGACAAUAAUAUUGUCCAUUGUUAAAUGAUAUUAUUCAACUUUUAAACAUUUUGUGAACAUGAUAACAAUUCACAAUAAUAAUAUAACAAUAUCGCCAUACUUCCCUAAAUACACUGGCAAAUAUAAGCAGAUUCUUGCAUACAAAUUCUUGCUGUGGGUAAUCUUGAUACUAUAAUAAGAGUUAAGAUCUAAAACAUUAUGGAUGUUUAAGAUCGAUGAGCUCUUGUUACUAUAGUAAGAUCAACUGCUUUUUACUAAAGGGUUCCUUUCGUUGUUCCUUUGAGAAAAAGAGGAAUAAAUUAUAUUUUUACACAUAAUUUGGAUGCUGAAAUUGCUUCUAUUUGCUGUAAAUGCUAUUAUAUAUUGACAUAUACAGAUUUCUCAAUUCAUAUACUUAAGAACAGUUAUAAGAAAACUAAUUAUAUGGGAUCUUACUUUGGGGAACAAAAUUCUGGAUUUAUCCUAUAGUCUGGUAAUAAACGGCUAUAUAUUUUU
Molecule: messenger RNA, 6694 nt
Organism: Vespula pensylvanica (western yellowjacket)
Lineage: Eukaryota; Metazoa; Arthropoda; Insecta; Hymenoptera; Vespidae
Product: guanine nucleotide exchange factor DBS-like
Exons: 16
Coding region: 571-3825 (1084 amino acids)
Biological process (GO): intracellular signal transduction
Cellular component (GO): cytoplasm
Molecular function (GO): protein binding; guanyl-nucleotide exchange factor activity
Source: RefSeq, a predicted model, not a curated record